This is a messenger RNA of Pseudomassariella vexata, 3594 nucleotides long. Its product is annotated as hydroxymethylglutaryl-coenzyme A reductase. The transcript has 2 exons. Gene Ontology annotation, cellular component: peroxisomal membrane; endoplasmic reticulum membrane. NCBI's taxonomy places the organism in Eukaryota, Fungi, Ascomycota, Sordariomycetes, Amphisphaeriales, Pseudomassariaceae. Gene Ontology annotation, molecular function: hydroxymethylglutaryl-CoA reductase (NADPH) activity; protein binding. Bases 1 to 3594 code for a protein of 1197 amino acids. The record is from RefSeq and is a predicted model, not a curated record. Gene Ontology annotation, biological process: isoprenoid biosynthetic process; ergosterol biosynthetic process; coenzyme A metabolic process.
AUGGUUGCCUCUUCGUUCCUCCCCUCCCGCUUUCGCGGCGAGCAACCGAAUGGCCCACCAGCUCCCCCCUCGAGACUGAACAGGGCAUCCACGCCAUUUUUGCAAUUCGUAUCCAGAAUUGCAUGCAUACAUCCCAUCUACACUCUAUGCCUCGUGGCUGUCUUGGCCAGCACGACAUACGUAGGAGUGGUCCGGGAAAGUCUGUUUGACGCGACUCGGAGUGUCCAGAAGGCAGAAUGGGGCUCUUUAACAGGUGGCAGUAGGAGUCUGGUCGCGGGGCCCGAAACGGCCUGGAAAUGGCAGAACUUCGACUCCGAAGCAAAGGUCCCUAAGGAUGCCGACCAUCUCGCGCUGAUCACGUUGAUCUUCCCCGAAUCCUCUCCCGAAGCGCCUCAGACCGCCCCCUCGCCGCAUAUCGUUCCUUUGCCUUCGAACUUAUCCGUCAACCAUCUCCCCACCACCUCGAACUCGCUGUCGGCAUACUCCCAGGACAGCGCGUUGGCCUUCUCCAUCAAGUACAGCGAGGCGCCCGAGUUCCUGCAGGUCGCGCAGGAGAUCCCGAACGAUGUCCCGGGACAAGAAUCGCGUGUGACCGAGCACGGCAAGAAAGAGCAGAAGAUGUGGAUCAUGAAGGUCGCCAGGGCCCAUACUAGAAGCAGCCUGGCUCUCUGGAUCCAUAAUGCCUGGAUCGAGUUCCUCGAUCUCGUCAAGAACGCUGAGACCCUCGACAUCAUCAUCAUGGUUCUCGGCUAUCUGGCCAUGCAUCUGACCUUCGUUUCCCUUUUCUUGAGCAUGAGAAAGAUGGGGUCAAAUGUCUGGUUGGCGACCAGUGUCCUGUUCUCCUCGACCUUCGCCUUCUUGUUCGGCUUGAACGUGACAACGAAACUUGGCGUGCCAGUUUCUGUCGUUCUGCUCUCAGAAGGCUUGCCGUUCCUGGUCGUUACCGUCGGCUUCGAGAAGAAUAUUGUUCUGACGAAAGCCGUUCUGUCACAUGCGCUGGAACAUCGCAGGCCUGAGGAAAAGUCAAGCGAUGACAGAAAGUCCGCGAAGAAGUCCCCGAGCCCUCCGGACGGCAUUAUUCAGUACGCUGUCCAGAGUGCGAUCAAGGACAAGGGAUACGAAAUCGUUCGCGACUACGUCAUCGAGAUCUUGAUUCUCAUUGCCGGAGCUGCAUCUGGUGUCCAAGGAGGACUGCAACAGUUCUGCUUCUUGGCUGCCUGGAUUCUGUUUUUCGAUUGCGUGCUCCUCUUCACCUUCUACACAGCCAUUCUAUGUAUCAAACUGGAGGUCAACCGCAUCAAGCGUCAUGUGGAGAUGCGCAGGGCACUCGAGGACGAGGGGUACAGUCGACGGGUUGCCGAGAGCGUGGCCACCAGCAACGACUGGAUCAGACGAGGCAGCAAGGACGAAAAGGAAGCUUUGGUCUUUGGGCGAGACGCCAAAAGCAGCAGCGUCCCCAAGUUCAAGUUUUGGAUGGUCGCCGGCUUCUUCACCAUUAACGCCAUAAACAUCGUCUCCAUACCUUUUAGAACCCCUGGCUCCUUCUCCAGCCUCUCCACUUGGGCAGGCGGUCUUGGAGGUGUUGUCACCUCACCCCCCCUAGAUCCCUUCAAGGUUGCGUCUAACGGCCUGGAUGAGAUACUAUUCAUGGCGAGGGGUCACGGUCGCACGACUGUUGUCACGGUCUUGACUCCCAUCAAAUACGAGCUAGAAUACCCCUCCGUUCACUACGCCGUGCCGUCGACACAAGCGGCCAAUGGCCGCGAUAUCGAUGAUGGCUACGGUCAACUACACAAUUACGGCGUUGGUGGCCGCAUGGUUGGCAGCUUGCUUGACAGCUUGGAAGACCCUAUCCUUUCCAAAUGGAUUGUGGUCGCUUUGGCCCUGAGCGUGGCCCUCAACGGCUACUUGUUUAACUUCGCACGUUGGGGCAUCAAGGACCCGAACGACCCAGACCAUGCCAUUGAUCCUAAGGACCUUGCCGCAGCUGAGAAGUUCAACGAUACCCAAAAUGCGACACUGCCCCUUGGCGAAAUGCAAAGGCCCUCCCUUUCCAAACCCAUGACCCCGGCAUCUACCGACGACGAAAGCGAGGCUUUGUCGAUGAAGCGAGCAAGGGCCGCGCCUGAGUCUCCCAAGACGCCACAAGUAUCCCACAGCCAGUUUGAAUUGGACAAGAUGCUGGCAGAAAAGCGGUUCAGAGAUAUGACCGAUGAGGAGAUUGUCGCCUUGUCGCUUAAGGGUAAGAUUCCUGGUUACGCGUUGGAAAAGAGUCUCAAGGAUUGCACUCGUGCAGUCAAGGUCCGACGGUCUAUCAUCGCACGAACCCGAGCAACAUCGGCUCUCACUGGACUUCUUGAUCGAUCCAAGCUGCCUUACGAGAACUACAACUGGGAACGCGUCCUCGGUGCCUGCUGCGAAAACGUCAUUGGUUACAUGCCCUUACCUGUUGGUGUUGCCGGUCCUCUUGUUAUUGAUGGUCAGAGCUACUUCAUUCCUAUGGCUACAACGGAGGGCGUGCUAGUCGCAAGCACGAGCCGUGGCUGCAAGGCGAUCAACGCUGGUGGCGGCGCCGUGACGGUUUUGACAGCUGACGGAAUGACGCGCGGACCGUGCGUGACAUUCGAGACAUUGGAGCGAGCCGGCGCUGCCAAGUUGUGGCUUGACUCUACUGCUGGCCAGAACAUGAUGAAGGAGGCCUUCAACUCGACUAGCAGAUUCGCCCGACUCCAGACGAUGAAGACGGCACUUGCGGGAACUAACCUGUACAUUCGAUUCAAGACGACCACUGGUGACGCCAUGGGCAUGAACAUGAUUUCCAAAGGUGUCGAGCACGCACUGAAGGUCAUGGCGACCGAUGGAGGCUUCGACGACAUGGCUAUUGUUUCCGUCUCGGGCAACUACUGCAUUGACAAGAAGGCAGCCGCAAUCAACUGGAUCGACGGCCGAGGAAAGGGUGUUGUUGCUGAGGCCAUAAUCCCCGGCGAUGUUGUUAAGCAGGUGCUGAAGAGUGAUGUCGACUCCCUGGUGGAGCUAAACAUUUCCAAGAACUUGAUCGGCUCCGCCAUGGCUGCCUCUGUCGGUGGCUUCAACGCUCAUGCUGCCAACAUCGUCGCAGCAAUGUUCCUUGCCACUGGUCAAGACCCGGCCCAAGUCGUCGAGAGCGCCAACUGCAUUACCAUCAUGAAGAACCUCCGCGGGUCCCUUCAAAUAUCCGUCUCCAUGCCUUCCAUUGAGGUUGGUACGCUGGGUGGUGGCACCAUUCUAGAGCCGCAAGCGGCAAUGCUUGAUAUGCUAGGUGUUCGCGGCUCCCACCCAACGAACCCUGGUGACAACUCCCGCCGCCUUGCGCGCAUCAUCGGUGCGGCCGUCCUAGCUGGUGAACUUUCACUAUGCAGUGCGCUCGCUGCCGGUCACUUGGUUCAGGCCCACAUGGCACACAACCGCUCCGCCCCGCCAACCAGGAGCACCACACCCGCCCCAGGCGCGAGUGGUAUCAUGACGCCAGUUGGGCUCGCGAUGACUGCCCAAGCAGAGAAAGGAGCCGCGGUCAGUGCGGCUGCUGCCGAGAGAGCUGCCGCCGCCAGGCGUUGA